Molecule: messenger RNA, 1014 nt
Organism: Caenorhabditis remanei
Lineage: Eukaryota; Metazoa; Nematoda; Chromadorea; Rhabditida; Rhabditidae
Exons: 6
Coding region: 1-1014 (337 amino acids)
Biological process (GO): pyrimidine nucleotide-sugar transmembrane transport
Cellular component (GO): Golgi membrane
Molecular function (GO): UDP-galactose transmembrane transporter activity
Source: RefSeq, a predicted model, not a curated record
AUGAACCGAGCCAACGACUCGACGAGCUCCAACUUGAAGCUCAUCUCGUUAGUUGUGCUCAUUGUGCAGACCACCGCACUCGUUCUCACACUUCGUUACAGUCAGACACAGGUCUCCGACGGUCCUCGUUAUCUCUCGUCCACCGCCGUCGUCUGUGCUGAAAUUAUCAAAUUGAUUACAUGCAUUUUUGUGAUUUACCGUAAUGCCGGUUAUCGAUUUUCUGGAAUGUUGGCUGAAAUGAAUCGAGAGAUUUUCGCCACUCAGCAGACCAGAUCCGACUCCUUGAAGGUAGCUGUUCCAGCUAUCAUGUACGUCAUUCAGAAUAAUUUGCUAUUCUUUGCACUCAAAAAAUUGGACGCCGCCACUUAUCAGGUCACCUACCAACUAAAAAUCCUGACAACCGCCAUCUUCUCGGUCACAAUGCUCGGCAAAUCACUUCACCGCUACAACUGGCUUGCCCUGAUUCUCCUCACCGCCGGUGUCGCCCUGGUACAGUAUCCAUCUGGAGACUCUCCGGCAAAGACGUCGUCGGUUCAUGACGCCUCCGACAACAUUCUCGGAUUGGGUGCCGUCCUCGCCGCGUGUUUCUCAUCUGGAUUCGCUGGUGUCUACUUUGAGAAAAUUCUGAAGACGUCGAAGGUUUCGUUGUGGAUUCGUAAUAUUCAGUUGGCAUUCUUCUCGGUAUUCGGAUCGCUUUUCGUGUGUUGGUUGUACGAUUGGCAAGCGAUUAGUGAUGAUGGAUUCUUGAGAGGAUAUAAUAAGAUUAUCUGGAUUGUUGUGCUUUUGCAGGCAUACGGAGGACUAGUCAUCGCUCUUGUCGUCAAAUACGCUGAUAAUAUUCUCAAAGGAUUCGCCGUCUCGCUUUCCAUCAUUCUCUCAUCGUUCACCUCGUGGCUUGUGCUCGGAGAUUUGACGAUUACGACAACCUUCGCCAUCGGCGCCACCAUCGUCAUCUUCGCCACUUUCCUCUAUGGCCACGAGCCAAAGAAGUCGCCGAUUGCUCACAACGCCUGA